Messenger RNA from Melanotaenia boesemani (Boeseman's rainbowfish), 588 nucleotides. RefSeq names its product family with sequence similarity 81 member B (gene fam81b). The record is from RefSeq and is a predicted model, not a curated record. Lineage: Eukaryota; Metazoa; Chordata; Actinopteri; Atheriniformes; Melanotaeniidae.
AUGGAGGGUAGUUUGAGCAGUCAGGAUAGAACAUUGGGUGUGUUGCUAGAGGAGGACUUCAGGAUUAAAGACAAGGUGGCAGCAGUACUGCACUCAAACCAUGGCUCCAUCUGAGUUGGGACACUUUAUCGCAAGCUCCCGAAGAAUCACAUACUACUCACCAUCACACAUAUUGUGAAAUUUCAGAGGUUGUCAGGUGAGCUAAAGAAAGCCAAGGAGCAAAUAGAGAUGCUGAAGAAGUGGACUGAGUAACAACUCAACAACUCUAAGCAGCACAUUAUAGUCAGACUUCAUAACAAGAAUGGUCAGUCUCAGAUAGUCUAUAACCUUGGUUUUUAUAUAUGUGUGCUGUCUGAUUGGUUUAAACACUCUAAAGCCAAACUCUGCAGGAGUAUGACCUCAGUGAAGAAAAGCGUUCAUCAGAAGCUGCAGCUGCUCAAACAGGGCCAUCACAAAGGGUUCCUCUCUGUACAUGAGGCAAUCGGAACCCUGAGGCAGAUAUGUGACAUCAAAUCCUGCCUAGAUAAGGAGAAGCUUCAGAAGGACAUCAGGCACAUCAGCAACAAGGUGACAGAGCUCUUUCCUUAA